This is a messenger RNA of Sabethes cyaneus, 1839 nucleotides long. Its product is annotated as dihydroorotate dehydrogenase (quinone), mitochondrial-like. Lineage: Eukaryota; Metazoa; Arthropoda; Insecta; Diptera; Culicidae. The coding region runs from base 1 to 1839 and encodes 612 amino acids. The record is from RefSeq and is a predicted model, not a curated record. Gene Ontology annotation, cellular component: mitochondrial inner membrane; cytoplasm. Gene Ontology annotation, biological process: 'de novo' pyrimidine nucleobase biosynthetic process; pyrimidine ribonucleotide biosynthetic process. The transcript is spliced from 3 exons. Gene Ontology annotation, molecular function: dihydroorotate dehydrogenase activity.
AUGAAUCCAGUUCGCCCUCUAUUGAAGGUAACAGCGCUCGGAGCAGCAACCUUUAGCAUCACCUGCCUGUACAAGGGAAAUGAAAGGUUCUACGAAAACAUUUUCAUGCCGAUCGUUCGGCUCGCUCCGCCGGAAACUGCUCAUCAUCUGGCGGUGUUCGGCCUGAAGCUGGGAUUGAUUCGACCCGGAUAUCAAGAUCCCGGCGUUCUGCGCACCCAGCUGAUGAAUAUGGUUCUGCGCAAUCCGGUCGGUAUCGCUGCCGGGUUUGACAAACAGGGCGAAGCGGUCUGUGGACUGCAUUUGCUUGGGUUCGGCUUUGUGGAGGUCGGAUCGGUUACGCCCCAGCCGCAGCCGGGAAACCCGGGACCGCGAGUGUUUCGUCUGAAAGAGGAUAAGGCGAUUGUCAAUAGAUACGGAUUUAAUAGUGAGGGCCACAAAGUGGUUUACGAGCGGCUGAAAGAAGCUCGUCAAAAGUGUGGCGAAGAUGUUGUGUUAGGAAUAAAUUUAGGAAAAAAUAAGCUUUCUAAGGAUGCGAUCCGCGAUUACGUGAAAGGAGUGAAACGAUUUAGUGGCUUAGCUGAUUAUCUCGUUAUCAAUAUAAGUAGCCCGAAUACGCCCGGUUUGAGGACUAUGCAAAACAAAAGUACGCUUUUCGUAUUGUUGAGUGAAGUCCUGAAGGUACGGAGUUCCCUGCCGCUGGCAGAACAAAGACCUAUUAUGGUGAAACUGGCACCGGACUUGUCCGAUGAAGACAUCCAGGAGAUAGUCACAGUUGUAUGCAGCAAAGCAUGUGCCGUCGACGGACUAAUCGUAUCGAAUACAACCAUCGAAAGGCCAUCUAGUCUGAAGAGCAUCAAUGCCGGCCAGCUGGGCGGCUUGAGUGGGCAGCCAUUGUUCCAAAGAUCUACCCAACUGGUGGCCAAGGUGUACAAAUGGACCGAGGGAAAGAUUCCCAUCAUCGGCGUUGGAGGGAUUUUCAGCGGUCGCGAUGCGUACAAUAAAAUUCUGGCCGGUGCCAGCGCGGUUCAACUAUAUACGGCGUUUAUUUACCAUGGACCACCGAUUGUGAUACGAGUCAAACAGGAGCUUGAGGAGCUACUGAAAGCGGACGGGUACGACAGCGUGCAGCAAGCCGUCGGCAAGGGCGUAGAUCAGAUCUUACAAAGCCUCUACAGAAGCACAAACAACGUAGCUUUUAUAGCAGUGCAAAAUCACUCAGAAACAUCGAUCGAAAUUAACGCAAACGAACUCAAACUUUCUAAUGACUUAGAUAAAGAAAUUGAAAAUGACCCGUUCGACCUGAUGGAUUUACCAAAAACGGUCGACCCUGCGAAAUACACAUUUAGAGACGAUCACAUGAAUGAUGAAGAGAAGCAUGCCCUCAAGAAAGUAAUCAACAACUAUAGAGACGUUCUUUACGUGGAGACAGAUAAACUGUCGUUCACCCACAAAAUAAAGCACAACGUCAGAACGGUCGACAAUGUGCCAGUACACUCCAAAUCGUACAAAUAUCCUUACGUAUACGAAAGUGAGGUACAAGACCAAAUAAAGAAAAUGCUUGCGGACGGAAUAAUCAAGGAAUCUAUAUCACCAUACACCUCUCCUGUAUGGGUAGUCCCAAAGAAACCUGAUGCGUCUGGCAAAAAGAAAUUUCGUUUAGUCAUUGAUUAUAGAAAACUUAAUGAAAAAACAAUCAAUGAUAAAUAUCCCAUACCAGAAAUCACGGAUAUUCUGGAUAAAUUAGGUAAAGCAAAAUACUUCUCAACGAUCGAUUUGGUUUCUGGCUUCCACCAAAUUCAGUUGGCAAAGGAAGAUACAGAAAAACCGCUUUUUCGGUAA